This is a messenger RNA of Zalophus californianus (California sea lion), 5940 nucleotides long. RefSeq names its product rhotekin 2 (gene RTKN2). The record is from RefSeq and is a predicted model, not a curated record. Gene Ontology annotation, biological process: hemopoiesis; signal transduction; positive regulation of cell population proliferation. The coding region runs from base 220 to 2151 and encodes 643 amino acids. The transcript is spliced from 13 exons. Lineage: Eukaryota; Metazoa; Chordata; Mammalia; Carnivora; Otariidae.
GCUCGGGUCUCCGCCCGCUUCCCGCUCGCGAGGCCCGGGCGCGGGGCGCUCCCACUGCGCGUGCGCCCUCCGGCUGCGAGCCCCCCGCGCCCCUCCCCCCGCGCCCGGACUUGGUACGGCCGGGACGGCGGUUGGCGUCGUCCGCGGCUCCCCCGAGCGGCGGGCUUUUCAAAUCUUACCUUUGGAGGAGUGGCGGCGGCCCGGGCUGUGGCGCUGGAGAUGGAGGGGCAGACGGUGAGGGGUCCCGAGCUCCGCCUGGCGGGCCUUCCCGCCCAGCAGGAUUGCAGCAUUCAAGAAAAAAUAGAUUUAGAAAUUCGAAUGCGAGAAGGAAUAUGGAAGCUCCUUUCUCUGAGCACUCAGAAAGACCAGAUCUUGCGUGCAGUUAAGAAUCUCAUGGUAUGCAAUGCUCGAAUAAUGGCUUACACAUCGGAGCUACAAAAAUUAGAAGAACAGGUUGCAAAUCAAACUGGAAGAUGGUUUUUUCCUUUUGACAGUGAUGUGAAUUUUGACAGUAAAGAACGGACAGCAUGUAAAGGAAAGAUUGCCAUAUCAGAUAUUCGUAUACCACUAAUGUGGAAAGACUCUGAUCACUUCAGCAAUAAGGAACGAUCACAGCAGUAUGCCAUUUUCUGUUUAUUCAAAAUGGGAGCUGAAGUUUUUGAUACUGACAUGGUGAUUGUGGAUAAAACAAUCACAGAUCUAUGUUUUGAAAAUGUAACUAUAUUUAAUGAAGGAGGGCCAGACUUUCAGAUAAAGGUGGAGGUAUAUAGCUGCUGUACAGAAGAAUCUUCUAUAACCAACACACCAAAAAAACUAGCUAAGAAACUGAAGACUUCUAUAAGUAAAGCUACAGGGAAGAAAAUAAAUUUGGUGAUUCAAGAAGAUCAUGAAACAUGCUCGUCUUACAGUUCUGCUAUUUUUGGUGCAAAGUAUAAUUUGCUGGCUCAUACUACUCUGACCUUGGAAAGUGCUGAGGAUAGUUUCAAGACACAUAAUCUGUCUAUUAAUGGAAAUGUUGGCAGUCGAAGACCUGUCUUAUUUUUGAAGUUGAAAUUGAGGAAGCCAACCCUCCUGUUGGUAGAAACAGAGAAUAUAGGAGAAGAGGAGUCUUCAUUUUGGCUUCCCUUAUAUGGCAACAUGUGCUGCCGCCUAGUCGCCCAGCCAGCUUGUAUGGCUGAGGAUGCAUUUGCAGGAUUUCUUAAUCAGCAGCAAAUGGAAGAAAGCCUGAUUAGUUGGAGAAGGUUGUAUUGUGUUUUAAGAGGGGGUAAACUUUAUUGUUUUUACACUCCAGAAGAAAUUGAAGCUAAAGUGGAACCAGCUUUGGUAGUGUCCAUUAACAAGGAAACCAGAAUUCGGGCAAUGGAUAAGGAUGCCAAGAAAAAAAUUCAUAAUUUCUCUGUCAUCAACCCUGUUGCCGGACAGGCUGUAACUCAUAUUUUUGCAGUGGACAAUAGAGAAGAUCUUCAGAAAUGGAUGGAAGCCUUCUGGCAACAUUUCUUUGAUCUUAGCCAAUGGAAGCAUUGUUGUGAAGAACUUAUGAAAAUUGAGAUUAUGUCACCACGGAAACCACCUUUGUUCUUGACAAAAGAGGCGACCUCAGUCUACCAUGAUAUGAGCAUUGAUUCACCUGUAAAACUUGAAAGUUUAACUGAUGCAAUACAAAAAAAACUUGAAGAGACAAAUGGACAGUUUCUUAUUGGUCAGCAUGAAGAAUCCUCACCACCUCUUUGGGCCAGCCUCUUUGAUGGUAAUCAUCAAGUGGUUAUCCAGAAAAAGGUAUUAUCUCCUGCAAGCAAGCAGUUACAUGAUGGGAAAGGGAAAAAAAGACGCGCUCCCCUUCCUCCUUCUGAUAAAGCUCCACUCAGCUUAAAAACCCAGAGCAACACAGAUCAAUUGGUUAAGGACAACUGGGAGAAAAUAAGUGUGUCUUGGACCUCGCCUUUGGAUACCAAAUUAUCAACCCUAAUGCAUCACUUCCAGAAACCAAUGGCUGCUCCUCGAAAACUUCUUCCUGCCAGGAAAAAUCAUUUAAAUGAUGGUGAACACACAGACACUAAAACCAAUUUUGAAGCCAAGCCAGUGCCAGCUCCAAGGCAGAAAUCUAUCAAAGACAUUUUGGACCCUAGAUCAUGGUUGCAGGCACAAGUAUAGAAAACCUUAAUGUAUAAAGCAUUUAAUAAAAUCUAUAACUGUUAGGCUUAAUUCAGAAGCACUAGAGAUAUGGUAAUAUGUAAUUAUGUUGGUAAAUAUGAUAGUGAUUUACGUCAAUAAUUAAUAAGCUAUUAGGUAUUAAAAAUGCUUUAUAAUGAAGAAAUGGAUUUCUCUUUUACUUCUGAUCUUCAGAAUAUAAGUGAUUUCCCUGGUAGAGUGUAAAAGGCAGUUUCUAGACAAUAUCCUAAUUGUUGGAAGGGUUAAUUCCUAAAUUAGUGCCAGCAGUGAGCAAGCACUAGGGCAGAAGAAGGCAUUAAAAUUUCUUUGGGGAGAGACUGUCUAGUAAUUUAAAAUGUGUUAAAUAUGAGCCAUAUUCUCAUUGUGAGAAUUUUAAUAGUAAUGGAAUGUUUCUAAAGUUUUAUUCAAACCACAAAUUAUAGAAUCCACCCAAGAAAAUUUCUUCUUAGCAUUCUGGAAUUCUCAUCUAAUGGUUCACUGGCUCUCAUCUGUUGUUUAACACACUAGUUAACUCACUGACCUUUCAAAUUCCUGAGAUGAAUCUUGGAAUAUUAAAUUCUUCAUCUUUAAAGGGAAUUUAUAAUGUGCUAUUCAGAGUUGUUUCCUUGAUGAGCCCUGAAAUCCUGUUGACAUUAACUCUCAUAAGUGAAGCAUAACAUUUAUUAGUUUAGAGAAAAGGUAAAUGAAAUGUUCUUUAUUUCCAUUUUUCUAUGCAUGGUGCUAAUUUCCAUUGUGACAUUGGAAUUUGGGGAAGUGAGUAGCUGAUUAACACCUUAAAGUUCAUUUAAUACUUAUUUAAAAAGCAGAUGGCCAAUUCAAAAAUAUCAGAAAAGUUGGCCAUGAUAAUAAUUUUCAGAAUUAAUCCUUUUAAAACAUUUUAAUUAAAUUUCCUUUUUCUAGUAAGGGUUGAUGUCUGCUAUUGAUAUUAUUCAUUAAAAGUCAUAUUCUUACAACAAUGACAUCGGAAUCAUUUCCAUAGGAGGUAAUUUCCAUAGCAACUAAUCAUAGUGACCCAAACAGGAUUAUGAAAUCAAGUGAGGAAUUAAUAGCAAGAGGAUGAAUCCUUAAAGGAACAAAAAUCCAUUUUUUAAAUAAUAAUGCUUCUUGUAAACAAGAGCUGAACAAUUUUAAAAACCAAAUCAGAAUUUCCAAAUAAAACAGUUUCCAUAAGGUGUCAGCAAUGGCACAAAAAAUCUGACUUCACACUGAACCCUAAAUGUCAUUGCAAGAAAUAAAAAUAUAAGAAUUAAAUUACUGCCCUGUGUUUAAUCUCUAGAGAUCUUUUUAAAGCUCACGAGAACUCUAUUUGGAUCAGAACUACAUUAUUACAAAGUAAAAUGAACACUUGACAGAAAAGUAACAUUAAUUUAAAUGGAGGCUUUCAUUAUUUUUAGAUAGCAGUCUUUCUUCAUUUAUAUGGAAUGAUGUAACUGCCAGGUUACUUUCGUGUUUGCGGGGGACUCCUAGUAAGAAUUGCAACUCCAGGGAGUAAUGACACAAAAGGUCUCUUGUGACCUGCGACACCAGGAUAGACAUAGUAUUUGGUGAGAAGGAAGCCCCAUGUGCCUGCCUUAGAGAAUUGUAGAGACAAUCACAUGCAUGAAAACCUGCAAAGGUAGGAUUAAUUUGUUUUUCUAACAAGAAGGCUCUCAUAAAUUCUGUUGUGGUUGCCAAUUCAGUAAAUGACGUAUUAAAAAUCUACAGGAUAUUAUUGUUUAAAUUUUUGUUUAUUUUUUGAACCUCACUGCUGUUUCUGACAGUGUUUGUGGCUGUCAUUGCCACUAAAUUAUUGAACUAGAAGAUGUUGCAGGCAAAAUUGUUUCUGAAACUGGUAUCUAAGCAAUUUUUUUUUUUAGUCGAAGCCUUCCUUGUAACAACCAGUGUUAAAACUUCCAAAUUAUAUUCUUGUCAUUUCCUCAUGCAUAUUAUAUCAAGAAGGAUUUAAGGUGUACUGGAAAGAGAAUUUAUUCAUAGAGAAACUACCUAGCAGUUGUGCCCUCAGUGGGAUACUUUGAAAACAAGGCUGAGGCCCUUCCUCCUAGAAAUAUUUAUGUGAAGCCUGACCAAGGACCACAGUUACUCAGGCUAUUUCUGGGGGCCCAUCUAGCUGUAUGCUACAGAGACUUUGGGAUCAGGCUGAAGGCUUCAGCUUCACUUCCUUUAGAGUAGUGUUCAUUAAAUGUUAGUUCACUUCCCCCAAAAGGUAUAAUACAAAGUCGGGGCUCCCUCCCUUCCUUCUUUCCUUCUUACUCCCUUCCUUCCUUCCUUCCUUCCACAGUUAAAAAAAAUCUAAAAAUACUUAAACACUUUGUCAAGGAGUUCGUCAAAAGAAGUAUUUGUUUUCUCAUUUCCUAAACCGGAAGUUUAUGACAGAUAAAAAUAUGUCAUGUAAUAAAAGACGUUUCAGCUUUUUAUGAGCUGCCUUUUCACAUUCCUUUUUUGUCCUUUUAAUUUGUUUCUUGAUAUAUGAAGACUAUAAACUUGAAAACAAAGAGUUAGCUGUCAGAUCUUGAUAAUAAUAUUAUAAUUAGAGAAACCGAAAGAAUAGAUAUUUUAUGAUAUUAUGAUAAUUCUGAUGAUCUGAAGAUAAUGUCUUAGAAAAUUACAUUUACAUUUCAAGCUCUGGGACAUAAAUUACUUACAAAAGCAUUAAGAUAGUAUUAUUUUUACUUGCUACAAAGUGGUGAGUUUUUUAUUUAAACAUCUCGCCAAAGACAAAGACGGCAUUUUGUUAUUAUAAACACAUACCUCCUAAGGUAAACACAGUCUUUCAGAAUAUCAAGCGUGCCAACUCUUGGGGAGUUUGGUUAAAUCCUCCUUAACUGUCUGCAGUGCCCCCUGACUUCUUUUAAAUGGAUGUGCAUGUAUGUGGAAAACUAAUUUCAUUUAUUAUAAAUGCCUUAUCUUUACCGUUUGAGAUCCUACUAAGUAAAUUUUUCUGGUGCUGUUUAUUAAAAAUGGAAGCUGCCUUGUGUUAGAGAUGAUUCAUAAUAAGGUAGGUUAAGCAGUCAAGUAUUUCCUUAGGCUUGUGUUCAGCACCUCAGUCACCUACUGAGAAGUUAAUUAAUUCAGUCCAAAAUGAAAUUAUAGGGCAGUUUGGCUCAAUUUAUGGUAAAUGCCAUUUGAAUGUAAUCACCUGUGUUACCAUGAAUGAGGAACAACUGUAUUAGAUACAGACAGAACGCUGUACCAGGAACAAGAAGAUAGUGCUUUGGCAGGGAAAAUGUCUGUCCCUGUGGUCAGAAUUUAUCAAAGCCCUUGUCCUUUUAAAGAGUGAAUUAUUGAACAGUAAUUAAACUUUAACUGAUGAUCAUUUGGAUAGUGUUCUGUUAGUCUUAAACUAUAAAGUAGACAGAGUUGACUUUGUGCCCUUACAUUUCAAAGGCAUCACUAUUUUUAAAUGUUUACAUGUUUAAAUGUAACUGCUUCACUGCUAAUAAUAGUUCUAUGAAAAAACAGUUUAUUUUGGAUCAUGCAUAUUUUUAGUUAACACUAGAAAAGGUGUUACCUUUGAAUUUUAAAAAGACAAGAUUUCAUUUGAAAAUACGCUAGGGGGUGUUAUUUUUUAUAACAUGCUUGCGUAAUUGGCAUUGUUUGUAAUUUUUAUUUUUUAAUUAAAUGUAGGUCAAGCAUAUGGAUUAAAACAUAUUCAUGGGGCACCUGGGUGGCUCAGGUGGCUAAGGGUACAACUCCUGAUUUUGGCUCCAGUCAUGAUUGCAAAGGUCCUGAGAUAGAGCCCCACGUCAGGCUCCAUGCUGGGCAUGGUGCCUG